Messenger RNA from Pseudophryne corroboree (corroboree frog), 2161 nucleotides. It is a transcript of the gene OTOP3, whose product is annotated as otopetrin 3. The record is from RefSeq and is a predicted model, not a curated record. Gene Ontology annotation, cellular component: membrane. Gene Ontology annotation, molecular function: proton channel activity. The transcript is spliced from 7 exons. Lineage: Eukaryota; Metazoa; Chordata; Amphibia; Anura; Myobatrachidae. Gene Ontology annotation, biological process: proton transmembrane transport. The coding region runs from base 79 to 2124 and encodes 681 amino acids.
GAGCAGCCAAACCAACCUGUAAGGACCUAAGGGUGCAGCACAAAGAGCUCAGGCAACGGACAACAGCUCCAGGGAGAAAUGGGCAAUGCAGGUAUAGAAUCUACAGAACCCAGUCUGACUGUUGCCCUUGAGGGUGUCAGCAUAAAGUAUGAACAUUCAUGGCUCCACCGACAUUGUACUUCUACUUUGGUCCAUCAUCAAAGAGCAAGGGGAUCUGGACGACUUUUCUCAGGACUCAUGGCUCUGAAUGUGGUGUUCCUAGGUGCUGCUUUGGUCAGCAGUGUAAUCCUCACUUCAAUGCCUGCUCAGAAUUCUCAAAUCUAUCUUUCAAUCCUCAUGUUCUUCAGCUCAGCGUGGGCACUCUACUAUCUGCUGAGGACACGCAAGAAAUCAGGUGUCGCAGUGCUUCAGGACCACCACGCUGGUGCACUGUGGCUAAGAGCAUCUCUCAUUCUAUUUGGAAUCUUCAGCCUCCUCCUUGCUGUGUUCAAAAUUGGCUAUGAUGUGACUCUGUUGGAAUGUAAGCUGCCAAUGGAACUGCUAUUUUCUGUCAUGGAAAUCAUCUUUAUAAGCACACAGACAUGUCUUCUGUGGCUUUCCUGCAGGGAUUGUAUCCAGGUCCAACAUAAUCUAAGCAGGUGUGGCAUUAUGCUGACAUUGGCCACCAACUUAUUGCUUUGGCUCCUGGCAGUUAUAAAUGAUUCUGUUCACCGGGAAAUGCAGGGUUUAGUUCCAAACAGCACAACAGUUGAAAGCAGCAAGUGCUUGUGCCAAAGCUUAUCAAUAUGUAGGACCUUUCAGCGAGGAUAUGUGAUCUUAUACCCAUUCAACUUGGAGUACAGUCUUAUAUGUGCGUCUAUGCUUUAUAUAAUGUGGAGGAAUGUUGGCAGGAAAGAUGUCCUUCCCUCUGAUUUCUCCCACCCCAGCUUUCGUCUGCAAGAGGUCCUUUAUGGUCCAAUUCUUGGAGCUGCUGCUUUGCUAAUGGGAAUUAGCAUCUUCAUCUUGUAUCAGGUACAAGCCUCAGCAGGAACUGCAACCACCAGCUCCUUCAUUCUAUACUAUGGGUUCAGUGACACAAUACUACCAAUCAUGGUCAUCUCCUGUUUUAUAGGAAUAAUUGCACAAACCUUCAGGGAGAAACGUCUGGAUAUAACAGAACACGAUAGUGAGCAUAAUGAAGAUAGUGAAGGAAAGGUGAGAGAAAAUAGCCAAGAAGUGAAAAAAGAGUGCAGGCAUAGGAAUGUGGAGAUGUGCAAAACACAUGGGCACUUGGAAAGAGAUAUAGGGGAGCACACAGAGACAAAGGGAGAAGAGGAUAACUGGCAGGCACAGGAGGAUAUCGAGAAGCAUAGUGGGAGACACGGGGGAAAUGAUUGGGAUAAUGGAAGUCAGGUAGAGAAUGGAAAGUACAAUGAACAUAUUACAAUGCAGGAGCUUGAAAAAGAAGAGCAAAAGGAGCAUCUGGAACCCAAUCAUCAUACGCGGACAACAAAGAGAAAAGUUAGUAUGGAGAAAAACUGUCAUCGGGACCACAAGUACAUAAGCCAGAGUUGUGCACCUAAAAACUACACCCGUAGUCUUGAGAUUAUACUCUUGCUGGGAGCUGCCCUUGGACAAUUCACCAUCUCCUAUUAUUCCAUUGUUGCUAUUGUAGCCACAGGUUCAUGGAACGUUCUGAACAGCAUAAACCUGGCAUACUCAAUCCUCAUGAUCUUGCAACAUGUGUUUCAAAAUAUUUUCAUAAUAGAGGGCAUGACAAAAGAGCAUAAGGGACACGUAUGCACAGCGCCAAAUAUGGAGAGUAAAGAGGAACCGGACGAAGCACCUCGUAGGAUGUCCAUGCUGGAGAUACGCAGAGUCUCCUUGGCCUAUUUGCAAAGUUUUGGACAUCUCAGUAUGAGCCGCAGACUGGUGAAGGAGAUUGCACUCUUCCUAGUGUUCUGCAAUAUCAUGUUAUGGGCCAUGUCAGCUUUUGGAGAACACCCUCAGUAUACGAAUGGUCUGGAACGUGAAUUCUAUGGAUCUUCAGCUUGGUUUUCUAUCAUCAACUUUGGACUGCCUCUGACUGUCUUCUACAGGAUGCAUAGUGUAGGAGGGCUACUAGAAGUCUAUGUUACUGCCUAAUAUCCUCAUUUUCUAAUAAAUGUUUCAAAAGUUCCAA